Messenger RNA from Amoebophrya sp. A25, 1668 nucleotides. Lineage: Eukaryota; Dinophyceae; Syndiniales; Amoebophryaceae. The record is from the annotation of a GenBank genome assembly.
CGAGUACAAGAUUUAACUCUGGAAAUAUUUCAGAUUUAAUGAAUAUCAUGAUACAAAAUAAGACCGGUAGGACUCUCUUCCAACAUACGAAGAGAGCAGUUCUUCUUUAAUAGAAAAAUGACCUGAGGUACUGCCUAAAAGUGCACGUUUAAGGCAGAAGAAGCGGCAAGAUGCAUACUGUGCCGCAUGAACAACUGCCGGAGGUAUCAUUCUUGCCAUUGAAAGCGAUUCAUCUACCUUUGUGAAAAGUAAGAUAGAUGUAGAGUUCUCUCGACAACGUGGCUUGGCCACAAGUUCGCGGACCCUUGAACCCUGAACCAUUCUACCUUUUACACCACAUCAAUCGAAUUAUUCCAAUCCAUUCAAACUGAACAUUGAUCAGCCACGGGAGCGGCGGACAUUCCCAUUCGGCGGAACGCCACUACCCAGUCCCGCACCAAGCGCAGUAUCAUCCUCAAGUUCACGAUGGAAAAUCCACAAACCCGGACAAAAGCCAGAACUUCCCUACAUAUUGACAGCUGCAGGGAUCGAAAUUAUAGGAGAGCCGGGACCAGCGAAUCAAAAGUACCUUCAGUUUUGUCCAUGCAUUAUCUGUCGCUUUCUGGUGUAAGCGACUGUCAGCAUCCAGCAGUCGAACAAGAUCAUAUCUUCUUUCUUUCGUGCUAUCUAUAACAACCUCAACAUUAAAGAUUUACUGCCCCUUCUCACAUCCUCCUCAUUCAAAACUCGAACUUCAGCGUGAGGAGCAAAUCGGAGGUGCCGAAAAUAAUGCGACAGAAUUUAAAGCAUCAUAUUUACAAUGCCUACAAUAGUUUCGGGCACUGGCGUGUGGAGAAUAAUCUAGAUCCGCAUCUGGUCGCAGAAAAUAUACCGAAGUGGAGCACUAGCAAUAACAGGUAUAGAAAUAGAUGUGGUACAUUCCGUUCACUAUCAAAAUCGAUAAGUUUGCCUUGUAAUCUGUAUCCAAAUAGAUGCGCUAGAUCGGAGGGCUUCGUCUACUUUGGUGUAGUUUUGUCUAUUGGCAGAUGCGCAUCCAUAUCUUUGAUAAGGGUUCUCUACAACUGCAUAGAACUCAAUUACCAACUUCGUUCCCAAAUCCUCCUUUUCACCUCCAAAUCAGCUAUGGACACCACUAUUAUCAUCCGCAUCAAAAAUUUGCGCGUGGCUUCAAGAAUCGGAUGCCUGUCUGGCAAUACGACGAUAGUCGCCGGUUCGUCUAUUACCCAGACGAAAAAGGUAAGAAACGGGAAUACUGACCUGCUUCGGAAAAGUUGUAUUCGUCUGUUGGGGUAGUUGUACGAGGUGAACUCGAUCAUGCAUUUCCAAAAAAAGAUUAGACAAGCACUGAAGAAUCAAUCACUUCUCACAAACACUGUUAAAUAGCAAACUUCCUUAUAAUCGCAAACUUCCAAAUCUACGUCUGGACGUGUAAAAGCAAACAAUCAAAUAACUGGAGUUAAGCAAUGAAGAGAAAACAGCUGAACCGAAUGCAGAUGGGUUUAAGCAAUCGACCCCAAUCCAUCGACCCCCUGAGUGGUAGAUCCUCCCGUACUACUGCACUAGUGGAUACAGGAGUCCCCAUCCGUCAAUGCUGAACUGAGUCAUUCAACCAAGACUUUACUAAAAGGUCACAUCACGUCGAAGGCUAAUGUUGACGUCGUACUUUGU